Dunckerocampus dactyliophorus (ringed pipefish) is the source of this 4551-nucleotide messenger RNA. RefSeq names its product SWI/SNF related, matrix associated, actin dependent regulator of chromatin, subfamily b, member 1a (gene smarcb1a). The transcript is spliced from 9 exons. Gene Ontology annotation, cellular component: nuclear chromosome; nucleus. Bases 54 to 1175 code for a protein of 373 amino acids. Lineage: Eukaryota; Metazoa; Chordata; Actinopteri; Syngnathiformes; Syngnathidae. Gene Ontology annotation, molecular function: transcription coregulator activity. The record is from RefSeq and is a predicted model, not a curated record. Gene Ontology annotation, biological process: chromatin remodeling; regulation of transcription by RNA polymerase II.
UCCAUUUGGUGAGCGCAUGCGCUGUCACGCAGCUUUUGUUAUUUGAUUCCAGUAUGGCGCUGAGUAAGACUUUUGGCCAAAAACCUGUCAAAUUCCAACUUGAGGAGGAUGGGGAUUUUUAUAUGAUCGGAUCCGAGGUGGGCAACUACCUGCGUAUGUUCAGGGGCUCUCUGUAUAAAAGAUAUCCGUCCUUAUGGAGGAAGCUGGCGUCAGUCGAAGAGCGGAAGAAGAUCGUGGAGUCUUCACACGACCACGGCUACACUCAGCUGGCCACCAGCGUCACUCUGCUCAAAGCCUUGGAGGUGGAGGAGAUCCUUGAAGGCAACGACGAGAAGUACAAAGCUGUGUCCAUUAGCACCGAGCCUCCCGCCUACCUCAGGGAACAGAAGGCCAAGAGGAACAGCCAGUGGGUUCCCACGCUUCCCAACAGCUCCCACCACCUGGACGCCGUGCCGUGCUCCACCACCAUCAACCGCAGCCGCCUGGGCCGUGACAAGAAGAGGACGUUCCCGCUGUGUUUUGACGAUCACGACCCGGCCGUCAUCCAUGAAAACGCCACUCAGUCCGAAGUCCUGGUCCCUAUCCGUCUGGACAUGGAGAUCGAGGGACAGAAGCUGAGAGAUGCUUUCACCUGGAACAUGAACGAGAAGCUGAUGACGCCCGAGAUGUUUGCCGAGAUCUUGUGCGACGACCUGGACCUCAACCCUCUGGCCUUCGUGCCUGCCAUCGCCUCCGCCAUCCGCCAGCAGAUCGAGUCGUACCCCACGGACAGCAUCCUGGACGAGCAGACGGACCAGAGGGUCAUCAUCAAGCUCAACAUCCACGUGGGCAACAUCUCACUGGUGGACCAGUUUGAGUGGGACAUGUCCGAAAGGGAAAACUCCCCCGAGAAGUUUGCCUUGAAGUUGUGCUCCGAGCUGGGCCUGGGGGGCGAGUUCGUCACCACCAUCGCCUACAGCAUCCGCGGUCAGCUCAGCUGGCACCAGAGGACCUACGCCUUCAGCGAGAACCCCCUUCCCACAGUGGAAAUCGCCAUCAGGAACACGGGCGACGCCGACCAGUGGUGCCCCCUGCUGGAGACGCUGACAGACGCCGAGAUGGAGAAGAAGAUCAGAGACCAGGACAGGAACACCAGGCGAAUGAGGAGACUCGCCAACACGGCGCCAGCCUGGUAGAAGUGUUGUCGUCGUCAUCAGCGCCAUCUACGCCCCCCCCCCAAACCUCCACCUUACUGGACCAACGUGGCUGCCACGACCGGUACUUCUUUUUUUUUUUUAUGUUGAUUGUUUUAUUUUUGUCCUUUCUGUGCUCACGUUUGCUUGGCGUCUCCUGGCUGCACACGGACUCGAACACAAGCCAGAGCAGACGUCCGAGGUAAUCUGUCGUUACGUGCUGCUUGACGUCUUUUUGUACAUUUCAAUGAUUGCUAGGAAAAUAAAAUGAAAAGAAGGUUAUCUUGGUGCCUUUUGUGGAAGAAUUGCAAUGCAAAGGAGGAAGCAGCGCAGUUGUCGGGAUUUGUCAGCGGCGCCCGUCCAUCCCGAGCGUGAAGAUGACCACCAUCGCACGUUGGCCGCACGGGAUCUAUCUUGGUGUUCCUUCACAGUAAAAGCCUCUUGGGCUUCAACCUGCCGGCUGUGUCGCAUGCUAACACGCAACAAACACACCAACGUGGAAUGCUGGCCACACUUCCUGUUUGAGCGUUUAAGGACACACACGGUGGGGGCGGGGUUUUUAAUGGACGCAUUUAAAAAAAUAAAAUAAAAGCAUAUUACAACUUUUUAAAAAUGAUUUCAAGUUUCUGACGCCAAAAUGCGUUAUUUUUCCUGAUAAUAUGACAUUAUUCUCAUGACAUUACAACUUUUCCUUGUUAGAUUGCAACUUUUUAUCUCUUAAGAGUUUGACUUUAUCCUUGCUUUGUUGUUGUAAUGUUUGGACUUUAUUCCCAUAAUAUUAGAAGCUUUUCCCCAACCUCCCUCAACCUUAUGCUACUCAAAUGACAUUUUUUUUCAUAAUAUUACCAGUUUAUUCUCAUAACAUUUCUCAUAAAACCUCAAAAAACUUUUUCUCAUUAGCAUAGGAGUUUUUUCUCUUCAUAGUUUGACUGUAUUCUAGUAAGAUUACCGCAGAUUUUUUCUUUUUUGUUAUUCCAAUUAUAAAAAUAAAUACAUUUCCAAAUAUUUUGACUUUUUAGUAAAUUUUAUUCUUGUAAUAUUUUGACUUUAUUCCCAUAAUAUUAUAACCUCCUCCCCAACCUAAUUGGGGGGUUUUAAAACUUUUUUUCUUGAAUAUUUCAACUCUGCUACUAAAAUGACAUUAUUUUUCUUCAUAAUAUUACCAGUUUAAUUUACUGCAAUUUUUUUUCUAUUGUUUUAAAAUUUCCCAAAAAAAUGUAUCAAUAAAUGUCCCAAUAUUUCAAGUUUCUUGUAAAUGUUCUUCUUUUAAUAUUAUGACUUUAUUCCCAUAAUAUUUUGAAUUUAUUUCGAUAAUAUUUUCACUUUAUUCCCACAUUAUGACGUUUUGCCCAACUUAAUUUUCCCAAAAUAAUGUAACUUUGUUUUGUUUGCUUCUUAUAAUAUUAUGACUUUUUAAAAAUGUGUUUUUUCUGAAAUAUUUCAACUUUAUGCCACUAAAAUGUUAUUUGUCCUCAUCAUAUUACAGCAUUAUUCUUAUAAAAUUACAACAGAGUCAGAGUUUUUCCUUUUUAAUAUUUAGACGAUUUUAAUCCUUGUAAAAUGACCGUUGUUUUCCAUUUAUGCUGGGGUUUUUUUUUUUUAAUUUUUAAAUGAUAUUUUUUGAGUGUCGCUGUUUGUAGAGUGAUGUCUGAGGGAAAUACGUUAAGUGUAAAAAGAAGUGAAGCAGUGUUGAUGCUAGUACCUACGUGGUGGGAAUGAGUUAGUAGGCUACAGUAUGUGCUGCUUUCAAUGUUUUGUCUUGGCACAACUUCCUGUUUCUCAUUGUUUUUUUUCUGUGUUUUGGUGGGAAAAAACCCCCCAAAUAUAUUUGAUCGAGGAUCCAAGUUUAUUGAGAACAAACAAUUAUGUGAGUGGUUACAUUGGAGUAAGAAAUAGUAUGAAAAACAAUGAUUUAUGUACAAGUGUAUAAAUACCAUGUCAAUAUAAUCAUUCUUAUUAUUGAAGUGGUUAACUGACGACAUGAACGUGUGACGCGGUGACAAAUGGAGCGACUCGUCAGUGACCCGCACUGGCGAGUCCGUCGUUUUUACGGAGGGAGUCCCUGAAGGCAUCGCGCUGAUCCUCACGCGAACCUCACCGACCGCGUCCGCCUCUAGGUGGCACCGAGAAGCGUCUUCACAGCAUUUCCACUCGGCGCCUCGCCGGAGGCCCCACUCCACAAAGCACCCGAGGAUGGGCGGACGAGUCCCGAACAAAAGUCCAAACAAGUUUCCCAGCAGAACGCUUUCCUGAGGAGGGGAGACCAAGAAGGUCCCAGGUUCCGCUCACAUGUUUCCACACCCGAAAAAGUCCACGCCCACGUAGCGGGGGUAGCCUUCCAGGGAGUUCAUGCCCACCGGGUCAAACUUCCAGUACUGGCGUCCUCGGAUGAAGUGGGCGUAGCCUGGAACACACAGCAGGAAACUUCCUGUUAGCAAACACCUUCUCACACCAAAAGCCACAUGGGAACAAAUCACAGGAUGCAAACAUAUAUUUGGCAAGAAAAAAAUACUUUGUCUUUGUCACAGACAUGAAAAAUCAGACUUGGUGUCAAUUUCACUUCUUGUUUCCUAUUUUUGCUGGGUUUGGGGUUUGUUUGUUUUUUUUUAUUUUUCUAAAUAUGUCAGCUUUCAUCUUGUAAAUUAUGACUUUAUUCUCCUAGUAUAACUUUUUCCCACAGCCUAAUUUUUUCUUGACUAUUUCAGCCCUAUGCUACUAAAUUGACAUAAUCUUUACUCGUCUCAGACAAUUGGAACUUUUUUUCUUGUUAGAAUGUGACUUUUUCCUCUUAAUAUUUUGACUUUAUUCUUGUAAAGUUACCGCUCAUGUUUGCAGUUCUUCAAAUAUGUCCAACUGUUGUAAGUUUUCUUCUCGUAAUAUUGUCACUUUUUCCCCCAACCUCAUUUUUUUUUUAAUAACAUUUUUCUUGAAAAUUUCCACUGUAUUCUACUAAAAUGACAUUUUUUCUCAGCGUAUUACCGGUUUAUUCUCAUAAAAUUCAAGCUUUUUUUGUUGUUAGAAGAAUACUUAAAAAUGUUUUUUUUUCUUUAAUAUUCCAACAUUAUUUUUCCUGAUAAUACUACAAUUGUAUUCUGAUAAAAUUGCUCAUUUUUUUCUCGUUACAACACAACGUUUUUCUUUAAAUAUUUUGACUUUAUUCUUGUAAAAUUGCAGCUAUUUUUUCCAUUUUUGUUUGUAAUUUUCCAACUAUUUCAACUUUCUUCUUGUCAGUGUUCUUCUGGUCAUAUUUGGACUUUAUUCCCACAACAUUAGAACUUUUACCCAAACAAAUGUUCCUAAAAUGACAACUUUUGUUUUUGUUUGGUUCUCAUAAUAUUCUGACUUAAAAAAAGAAGCUAUUUUUUCUUGAAUAUUCCAA